AUGCUGCGAUCAGCCGUUGCUCGGAGCAGUAGAAGCCUCGAGCAGGGCGCCCGGCUUCAACUGAGGCGCCAAGGGCUCCAGCAGCGCUCAUGGCAGCCUCUGGCAGUAUGUCCCUACGAGAACAUGACAAUCGCUCCACCUCACUGACGCCCUAUGCAGAGGACAUACGCCGACGCCCGAUCGCCCGAUAAGAUUGUCUUGCCAGGCUCUCAGAGCGGCACCACUGCUGGCGUCCCUCAGACACCCAUCCUGGAUGCUGCUACUCCCACCAAAGACGACAUCCCGCCCAGCGCGAUCCCCCCAGAGCCUCCUGCGCCUGCUGAUGUGGGAUCAACACCGCCUCCGCCUUCGACCAACACAGGCAACCUUCCUCCGACAGGCACUGGCUCCGCAAAGACCGGUCCAUCAUCCGCCCCUCCUCCACCUCCACCUAAAAAACGACACCGAUUCCGCAACUUCGUUCUUACCCUAUUCCUCCUCUCAACGUUUGGAUACGCUGGUGGAGUGUACUACUCGCUGGUAAACGACAACUUCCAUGAUUUCUUUACCGAAUACGUCCCUUACGGAGAGGAUGCCGUGGCCUACUUUGAAGAUCGCGAAUUCCGAAAGCGCUUCCCAGGUAGAGAUCUUGGCAGCAGACAUUGGCCCCAGACCCGCGGCGAGAAUAAGGUUACCGUCGGUCGUCAGAGCGGUGUUACUCCUCGCGUAGCGGAGAGCGAAGGUGGCUCAGAUUUGGGACAACGAGGCAGACAUUCCAGCGCAAUGGCCGAGAAUACGUCUAGGCCUGCGCCGACAAAGCCGGAGACCCCCUCGGUGUCUUCUGAAAAGCUUCAAAAGACGGAUAUGUCUUCGGGAACUACAGCAAAGAAGAACGAGAAGACCACGCAAAGCACUUCAGAGCCAAAGUCUUCGGCGCCGGCUGUGUCGCUUGUGGACAACCUGCAAGUCGCUGAGGGCCAAGAGCGUGCUGUACAAGAGCUUGUCAAGCUGGUGAACAACAUCAUUACUGCGAUCAAUGUGUCGCCAGAAGCUGCCAAGUACGCUUCGACUGUACAAACAGCCAAGGGUGACUUGGACAAGGUUAUCAGCGAAAUCAAGUCCAUGAAAGACCAGACUGCUCAAGAUGCCGACAACAAGAUCAAGAGCGCACAUACAGAAUUUGACAAUGCUGCCAAAGAGCUUGUGCGCCGCCUGGAGGCGGAGAUGCGCGAGCAGGAGACCAGAUGGCGCGAGGAAUAUGAGCAAGAACGAGAGAAGCUGAGCACCAGCUAUCAGCAGAAACUUUCCGCCGAGCUCGAUGCUGCGAAGAAGGUUUUGGAGCAGAAGAACCAGAACGCCCUCCUUGAGCAGGAGGUGAAGCUGCAAAAGAAGUUCAUGGAUGAUGUGAAGGCCAAGAUUGAGGAAGAGCGCAGCGGCCGCCUCGCGAAAUUGGAUGAAUUGUCGAGCAGCGUUCAAGAGCUGGAGAAACUGACGGGAGAGUGGAAUGAAGUCGUCGACGCUACCCUGCAGACCCAGCACUUGCAAGUUGCGCUCGAGGCGGUGAGAGCAAAGCUACAAGAAUCCGACCACCCCACUCCUUUCAUCAACGAGCUCGUCGCGCUAAAGGAAGUCAGCAAGAACAACACCGUGGUCAACGCCGCUAUUGCUUCUAUCCACCCAGUUGCCUAUCAACGCGGCGUACCUUCGGCCGCGCACUUGAUUGAUCGCUUCCGACGAGUUGCAACGGAAGUGCGAAAAGCGUCAUUACUUCCUGAAGAUGCUGGUGUUGCCAGCCACGCCGCCAGCGCGGUUCUCUCGCGCUUUAUGUUCCAGAAGAAGAGUGACCGAGGCCUGCCAGAGGGCGAGGAUGUCGAAGCUACUCUUGGCCGCACAGAGGUCUUGCUGGAAGAGGGCGACUUAGACGCCGCAGCGCGAGAGAUGAACAGCUUGAAGGGUUGGGCUGGUGUUCUUUCUAAGGAUUGGGUGCAGGAGUGCAGACGAGUCCUGGAGGUUAGACAAGCUGUCGACGUGAGUAGUAUUUUCUCAACUGAACAUGCAACAUGUGCUAACGAUUUGCAUACAGGUCAUCGCAGCGGAAGCACGACUUCAGAGCUUGCUCGUCGAUUAA
Molecule: messenger RNA, 2107 nt
Organism: Lecanosticta acicola
Lineage: Eukaryota; Fungi; Ascomycota; Dothideomycetes; Mycosphaerellales; Mycosphaerellaceae
Source: the annotation of a GenBank genome assembly